Saprolegnia diclina VS20 is the source of this 1961-nucleotide messenger RNA. RefSeq names its product serine/threonine protein kinase. The coding region runs from base 58 to 1893 and encodes 611 amino acids. Gene Ontology annotation, biological process: protein phosphorylation. Lineage: Eukaryota; Oomycota; Saprolegniomycetes; Saprolegniales; Saprolegniaceae. Gene Ontology annotation, molecular function: protein kinase activity; ATP binding. The transcript is spliced from 11 exons. The record is from RefSeq and is a predicted model, not a curated record.
CCGCCAUCUGUCCCACUCGAACUUAGCGGGACGAUACCCAGUUCGCCGCUGUCUCGCAUGCCCGCGCCGCCCUGUCCGUACAGUGGCCUCUCGAACGCGUCGCGCAUCCUCGUUGCCGAUGCGUACUGCGGCGCCGGGCAGGCCAUGUGUCUUGUGAGUCCGGCGUGCGCGCUCGUCAACAGCUCGGCGCUCGACGACCGCCAGCGCACGGCCACCGGCAUCGACGCGAUCGGCAACAUGACGCUGUACCCGUUCGAUGCGCUGUACAUUCUCAACACCUCGUCGCCGCUCAACACGACGUACAUGCGCCUGCCCGACGCGUUGGGCACGCUGUGGCUAAGCAGCGCAGGCCUCAAGACGAUCCCAGCGCCGCUGCCGUCCGAGCUCCUCUCGCUCGCGCUACCCGACAACGAGCUCACGCAGCUCGAGAACCUCCCGACGGGCCUGAUGGCACUAGACGUCUCGUACAACGACAUUGAAGCCAUCCAGAACCAAGAUUGGACAUCGAUCAAGUACAUCGAUCUCAGCGGCAACCGGCUCGUCUCCUUCAACUACGUCAACCUCUCCAAGCCGCUCGUCUACUUUGGCGUUGACGGCUGCAGUUUAAACUCAUUCGUGGCACCUGCAGCGACGUUUGACGCCUUAAACGCACUUUCCAUCGCCGCCAAUGCGACCGCAGCCAAAGGACUCUUCGCCACGACCCUUCCGCGCGUCGAUGCUGGUAGUCGCUGGGCCUGCGACAGCAUCGGUGGCCGCAUGCGCAACCUCACGGCGAAUGUCUCGAUCCCCGUCUGCAUCACAGAUUUACCCGACGAGCCCGCCGUCACAGGCAGCUAUGCACUCGGACUCGGUCUCGGUCUUGGGGCCGCCGCGCUCGUUCUUCUUGCAGCUCUCUUUUGGUGGUGUCGCAAGCGGCGGCGAGAGCGACGGACCCCCGCCGCCGAGGCAGACCCGAAGCCGACGCAAGUGUUUUACAUUCUCAACAAAACGGUGGUCCGCCGACCGUCGUCCUCGUCGAUGUCGGCUCUCUCGAUGGACGAGCGAGGCGUUGACUUGGACGUUGCCCUGUUAACUCCAUUCAAGAUCGCGUCGAGCGCGUAUGCUGUCAUCGGAGACGCACCGAUGGCCACCGGCAGCGACGUGGACGUCUGGCGUGGCCACUAUCAAGGAGAGACCGUCGUCAUCAAGCGUCUUCGCGAUCGCAGUCCCAAAACCGUCUACCGCUUUGUCCACGAGCUACAGUUGCUGACGCAAGUCCAAGACAGCUACUACGUGGUGCGCCUCUAUGGCGUGAGCUGGUGCCGGCCCAUCGACAUGGAGUGCGUCAUUGAGUACAUGGACCAAGGCGAUCUGCAGCUCGUCUUGAUGACGCAGCCGCGUCUUGCGUGGACCCACAAGACGCAAUAUCUUGUGCAUGUCGCAAGGGGCUUGCUCAGUCUCCAUGAAAAAGACAUUAUCCACCGGGAUCUGCAAGCGCGGCACGUCCUGCUCGACGCGACCCGGGGCGCCAAGCUCACGAAUUUUGGCUGCUCGCGCCAAGUCGACGCGUCCACACUCACGAACGGCAUUGGCACGUACCAGUGGAUGGCGCCCGAGGUCAUUCUGAGCACCGACUACAGCGUCUCGGCCGACAUGUACUCGUUUGGUGUCUUUUUGACCGAAUUAUCGACGCACGCGGUGCCGUACGCUGACCUCAUCGACCCAAGCACACACCGCCCCUACUCGCAGCAGUACAUUAUGACGCAAGUGACGCUUGGCGCGCUCCGCCCACGCCUGCGCUCGGACACGACGCCGUCAUGGGUCCUUGAAGUGGCGCAGCGCUGCAUGGCGUUCGAACCCUCCGAGCGCCCGACGACGCUGGAGCUCUGCACACUGUUAGAGCAGUAUCUGUAAUCACGCAACCACAUCUUGUGGCGUUACCAAACGCAUUCUCACUGUGUGUUUUGCACAACCUUUCCAAA